Salvia splendens (bonfire salvia) is the source of this 3123-nucleotide messenger RNA. Its product is annotated as pentatricopeptide repeat-containing protein At3g14730-like. The transcript is spliced from 4 exons. Gene Ontology annotation, molecular function: RNA binding; protein binding. The record is from RefSeq and is a predicted model, not a curated record. Bases 81 to 1949 code for a protein of 622 amino acids. Gene Ontology annotation, biological process: RNA modification. Lineage: Eukaryota; Viridiplantae; Streptophyta; Magnoliopsida; Lamiales; Lamiaceae.
GCCGUAAACAAGGCAAGGCGGCUCCUCCGCAUCUCUGCGGCCAAUCUCAGCUAAUCUGAAACUUCAAGAACCUUAAUUCAAUGAAUAAAAAAAUGUUCUCGGCAAUGCAUCUCAACAAAACUCAUUUCCAAUUUUACCGCAAAUUCUCUUCCAGACGAACUCCGCCUCCGAAUCUCCAAGCGUGCGUCGCAUCGCUUCAAUCAUGCGCGCAGAAUCGCGAGCUCUUGGAGGGUACAAAAGUCCACGCGCGUAUGAUCGUCAGCGGCCAUCUCUCUUCUCCGGUCUCCGCCACUAGCCUCAUCAAUAUGUACUCCAAAUGCAGCUCCAUCGCCGAUGCUGUAUCCGUUUUCAAUUCGUCCAAAGACGUUCACAACGUGUUUGUUUAUAAUUCUAUCAUAGCUGGAUUGACUGCUAACGAUUUUCCAUUUGAAGCCUUCGAAUUUUAUCGCAAAAUGCGGUCUUGUGGUGUAGAGCCGGAUAAAUUCACGUUUCCUUGUGCGAUUAAGGCGUGUUUGGAUGUUUCGGAAUUGAGGAAUAUUCAUGGGCUGAUAUACAAGUUUAAGUUGAAUUGUGAUCCGUAUAUAGGGAGCGCGUUGCUGCAUUGUUACUUGAAAUUUGAGGCGAUGUAUGAUGCAGAGCAACUGUUUGAAAGAAUGCCGGUAAGAUAUGAUACUGUGCUUUGGAAUGCUAUGAUCAAUGGAUUUGUGCAAAUUGGGGAGUUUGGUAAGGCCUUGGCUAUUUUUAGGAGGUUGGUUGAGAUGGGGCUUGUUCCAAACGAGUUCUCAGUCACUGGGGUGUUAUCAGCUUUGACCUUGGGUGCCGAUGUCUACAACGGCAAGGCAGUUCAUGCGUUUGUGAUUAAGAUGGGUCACGACGUGGGAAUAGAGUUUUCGAAUGUGCUCAUUGAUAUGUAUGGGAAAUGCAAGCACCUUGAUGCUGCAUUGCUGGUUUUUGACAAUAUGAUUGAGAGGGAUAUGUAUUCGUGGAACACGAUUGUUAGUCUUCAUGUGCGAUGGAAAGAUCAAAAUGAAGCUUUGAGACUCUUGAAGAUGAUGGUGAGCUCGGGGUUUCAGCCUGAUGUGGUGACUGUAACUGCUGCACUCCCUGCUUGCUCAUAUUUGUCAGCGUUGAUGCGUGGUAAGGAGAUACACGGCUAUAUGAUUUGCAAAGGGAUGCAUAAGUUAGGCAGUGUAAAUAUUGCUAAUGCUAUCAUGGAUAUGUAUGCAAAAUGUGGCAGUUUGAGGGAAGCGAGAAUGGUUUUUGACGAGACAGAAGUUAAGGAUGUUGCUUCAUGGAAUAUAAUUGUGAUGUGUUAUGGUAUGCACGGAUUUGGAGAAGAGGCGUUGAGUAUGUUUUCUCUCAUGUGUGAGGGCGGAUUGAAGCCCGAUGCAGUCUCCUUCGUUGGGGUAUUGACAGCCUGCAGCCAUGCGGGCUUUUUUAGCCGGGGGCAAGAGAUUCUUGCAGAAAUGCAGCCGAAAUAUGGUGUCACACCAGAUAUUACACACUAUGCUUGCGUGAUUGACAUGCUUGGUCGAGGUGGGAAGCUGGAGGAAGCAUUUGAACUGAUGUCGCACAUGCCAAUUGAGCCAAACCAUGUCGUGUGGAGGUCAUUCUUGGCUGCGUGUCAGGUCCAUGGCAAUGCUGACAUGGCAAAGAUUGCGGCUGAGAAGGUUCUUGAACUCGAGCCGAAUCACAGUGGGAAUUAUGUUUUGAUGUCUAAUGUUUUUGGAGCAGCUGGGAGAUAUGCAGAGGUGGCAGAGUUGAGGCAUGAGAUGAGGCAGAAAGAUGUGAAGAAAUCGCCCGGUUGUAGUUGGAUCGAACUGACUGAUGGUGUGCGCGUGUUCCUCAAUGGAGAUUGCGAAGAAAACUUUGACGAUGGAUUGGAUACACUAACUUUUUGCUUGCGAGAGCACAGCCUUACAGUAGAUGCUGUAGAGAGCUGGUUUUAGAAGUUGUGUAUGGUGAUUUGAACAGAUUGUGUAUUUCGCCCUUCACUUUGAAGUGAGGGAAUGAAUGCUUUUGUAGAUUGCAGCAUCAGCUCACUAUACUAUGAAGGUGCACUAACGUCAAGAUUAGCACUACUAUUUAUUCCUAUCAAUUGUGAGGUGUGGGCUUGAUGGCCAGUUUUAUGCUGAUGAUACCAUGACCACAUGCAGAAAGGCACAAAUUACCAUAUACUCCCAACAAACAUUUUGUAAGAUCAAUUAUGCAUGAUCCCACUUUUCAGUGUGUUGACAUUAGUAUGAAUUGGAGAUCAAACACAGAUUGGCCUCGUGCAUUUUGCUAAUGAUUAAAAUGAUCACCACAUAGUUCAUUGGAGAAAUCAGCUGCCAAAUUGAGUUUCGAGGCCAAAGAUCCUCAUAUGAAGCUUACUCUGUGAUGUGGAACACAGGCUUGGAACUGGAGGGGCUACGCUGAUAAAGGCUCACCCUUGGUUUGUGGAGGUUGAAUGGGAUCAAUUGUAUGAGAUGGAAGCAGCCUUCAAACCGGAUGUUAAUGGAGAGCUGGACACCUAGAACUUAAAUUUGAUGAAGUAUACUCUAGUCUCAAUGCUUAGCUAGAACUAUGAAGUAUCUCUAGUACUUUGGUUUUGGAUUAGAUAGUAUAUUAUCCGUAUAGGAUCUCAAACUUUAAGGCAUCUCUAAAUCAAAUCAAAAUCAAAUCAAAAUCAUGGGAAGUAUGUGGUAGGGAAAUUUGAGGGUAGUUUGCCCAGGUUAGUGAUGAAACUUGCUUUCUUUUGUGGCAGCCUCCUUAUCUUAUCUUAUUAUUAUUAUUAUUUUUUUUUUGGUGAUUCAAUAUAUUAAAUUUAAAAAACGAAGAAAGAGCAUGGGAGAUGUUACAUGAGGGCUGAGCCCCCUACGAAAACCUAACACACACACCAAUCCACAAUUGAUUGGUGCGGGAUAGCCAUGGACAUGCCCAUGGUCAACAAAAAAAACUAAGCCCUAACUUCAAUCUUAAGCAAAACCAUACAAAUCGGACUUGAAUGCUACUAGUCUUCAACGUUGAUGGCUUGCGGGUAUUACUCCAACAGGGGAUCCCAAACAUGGGCCUUAACUUCCACUCAAGCGUGUCUAUGAAUGAAUUUUCGGCCUCGGGCUAAGGUGUCGUCUAGCACGUAAC